Molecule: messenger RNA, 2508 nt
Organism: Saccostrea cuccullata (small rock oyster)
Lineage: Eukaryota; Metazoa; Mollusca; Bivalvia; Ostreida; Ostreidae
Exons: 3
Coding region: 1-2508 (835 amino acids)
Source: RefSeq, a predicted model, not a curated record
AUGAGAGACAUAGAAGAGGAAAUACCCCCUUUAGAUCAGGACGCAGAGAUAACAUUGCUGGUUGGCAGAGAUUUGCUGCCUGCCCACCACAUUCUGGACCAAAGACUGGGAGACUCCGACUCCCCAUUUGCUCAAAGACUGCACCUAGGGUGGGUAGUGAUCGGUGAGAAAACCGACAUAUUCGCUAAGACGAAGCAUGACGACUCACCUGGCCUCUCCAUAGAGGAUAAGAAGUUCAACGAUAUCAUGGAGCAAGGUUUUGAAAGAGAUUCUGAAGGAUGUUGGUCAGCACCGCUUCCGUUUAGAGAGAACAGACAGCUCCUUCCGAGCAAUAGAAAUCAUGCACUUCACAGAGCAAACCUACUUACUAGAGGACUUCAGAAGGAUCCUGACAAAAAACGGCAUGUCAUGGAAUUCAUGAGCAAACUCCUUGAUAAUGGUCACGCUGAGAUUGCGCCACCACUUUCUUCCCCAGAGGAGGAACAUUGGUUUCGACAGUUCCAGGUAGCAGUGACAGCAGACGUAGAACAGAUGUUUUACCGCUUCUCAGUUCCAGCAUGUCACCGAAACUUUUUACGAUUCUUUUGGCACAAAGACGAUGUAGAGAAAGAACUUACAGAGUACAGAAUGAAGAGACAUGUCUUUGGGAAUAGUGCGUCCCCAGCAGUAGCUACUUUGGGACUUCGCAGAACUGUAAGAAAUGCCGAUGAGGAUGUCAGACAAUUUGUGUGUAAAAACUUUUACGUUGAUGACAGCCUCAUAUCCGUAGAUACAGUUGAAGAAGCAGUCAACAUAGUCGCGAAAACGCAGAAAAUUCUUAUGGAGGAAGGGAAUAUCAGGUUGCAUAAAUUGGCUUCCAAUGAUCCGAAGGUAUGCGCGGCAUUUCCAAACAAUGACUUAGCCAAAGAACUCAAGGAUCUGAACCUAGAUUUAGAUGAAACACCCCUUCAACGGACCCUUGGUGUGAGCUGGAAUUUGUCUACAGACGUGUUUACAUUUCAAGUCUCGCGUACUCUUCACCCUUAUACAAAAAGGGGAGUACUUGCAACUAUUAAUAGCCUUUACGACCCUAUUGGAUUCCUCGCACCUGUUAUAGUGAAAGGUAAAAAGAUAUUACGCGACUUGAUGGCCGAGAAAUUAGACUGGGAUGACCCACUCCCUGAGGACCAGUACUCUCUAUGGUGUGAGUGGCGAGAGUCAUUGCCAGCGUUAGAGGACAUAACAAUACCAAGGGCUUACGCUUACAUCAAUAGUGCAGAGGUCUUGCGAAGAGAACUACACAUAUUUGCCGAUGCGUCACAAAAGGCAAUUGGUGCAGUGGCCUACAUGAAGACUUACCAGACAGACGGCACCCCUCAUGUAGGAUUUGUCCAGGCAAAGGCAAAGGUGGCACCCGUACAUGGACACACGAUUCCACGUCUGGAAUUGUGUGCAGCUGUGUUGGCAUCUCAACUGAAAAGCACAAUUUUGAACAACCUAGAUGUUGAAAUAGCCGCCACAACCUUGUAUUCAGAUAGCAAGGUCGUACUUGGAUACAUCAACAACGAACGCAGACGAUUCUACAUAUAUGUGGGAAAUAGAGUAGAAAGAAUACGUCAGGCGACAUCUUCGCAUGAGUGGGAAUAUUGUCCUACAGAUCAAAACCCGGCCGACAUUGCCACCAGGUCAAUCAAACCCUGCGACCUUCAAGAGAGCAGAUGGUUAUGUGGACCCCAUUUCCUUAGGAACAUGAAAGAGGAAAAGUGUAAUCCCAGUGAACCAGGAAAUCCCACUGACAGAUUCCCAUUGGUGGAUGUGGAACAAGAUAAAGAAGUGAGGCCCAUUGUGAAGACCUUGCAUACCACAUGCAAGGAUGAAGUAUACCACUCCUGGUGCGAGAGAUUUAAGAAUUUCUCCUCUUGGAUCGGACUAGUCAGAGCUAUUGCGCGACUGCAGCACCUUGCUCACUCCUUUAACAAGUCUAGUAGCUGUGUGGGAUGGCACCAUUGUUCAGUCCCGAAGAGUGCUGAAGCAUACAAAAGAGCUGAAGAAUUCAUUAUGAAGGCAGUUCAGAGAGAAUACUUUCCGGAGGAAGUUGAGAGCCUUAUGGAGGGGAGAGAAAUUAAGAAAGGAAACGCUAUCUUGGGAUUGUCACCGUUUUUAGACUCCAGAGGACUUCUACGAGUUGGAGGAAGGUUGAGGUGUGGAACCAAAUCACUUCGUCAGAUUGAAACUUGUCCUAUAUUGAUACCGAAAGGAAGUCAUUUAGCCACAUUGUUAGCUCUAUAUUGUCAUGAACAGGUCUUUCAUCAAGGUCGACGCCUCACAGGAGGGAAACUUCACAGCAUGGGAUUCUGGAUUGUGGGAGCAAAGAGGUUAAUCAACAGUCUUCUGGGGAAAUGUGUCAUCUGCAAAAGAUUGCGUGGUACAUUCUGCUCUCCUAAAAUGGCCGAACUUCCUGAAGACCGUUUAAGUCCUGGACCCCCCUUUACCUACGUCGGAGUAGAUGUAUUCGUCCUUGGAGCAUAA